Messenger RNA from Penicillium egyptiacum, 507 nucleotides. Lineage: Eukaryota; Fungi; Ascomycota; Eurotiomycetes; Eurotiales; Aspergillaceae. The record is from the annotation of a GenBank genome assembly.
AUGUCGGAGUACUCCCAGGCUAGCAGACAACCCCGGUUACUAACAACGAAUCAUAGAGGGAUGAAAGAAGACAUCAACCUGCAUGGCAACGAAUUGAAUUACAUGACCGCGGUAUUCUGGACCUCCUAUUGCAAUACCGGCCUGCUAGGGCUAACGCGCACACCAAUUAACAUUGCGUUGCCAACCCUGGAGAUCGGAUGGGACUCUUCGCGUUCGGCUGUGCUUGGGCGCAGAAUGCAGAAUCCGAAUACGAUAUACGCAAUGCGCUUCUUCAUCGGGAUCUGCGAGUCUUGCUCCUUCACCGGCGUCAAGUAUGUCAUCGGGUCGUGGUACAAGCCCGGCGAGGUGACGCGUCGGGUUGCGCUUUUUCUUUGUCGCUUCUCCACUUGGGACUAUGUUCGCGGGUUACUUGCAGGCUGCUGCUUCUACGAAUUUGAAGGGAAGCAUGGAUUGCCUGGGACGUAUUUGACUCCAAUAAUGUAUGAAGGACUUUGUCCUUGGCACUGA